GUUUCUAUUCAUUCUUUAUUGAUUUCAUGAACUGGGUUUGAAUCAAAUAUUAAAUUAAUCAUAUAAAAAUCAUUUCUUUAGAGUUUUCUUACAGUUCACACCAUCGCGUAUCACCAACGAUAUCCAAUUCCGUUAAAAACAGGGUGUCGGGUGCACCUUUUAAUAUCAUAUAAACAAAUUUUAAUGGUUUUUUUAGUUGUUCAUGUUUGAUAAAAAUGCGGUUGCUUUUAUCUUCUUCCACAAAUUCAAAAAAUAACUCAACUAUACUUUUUGCAAGAAACAUUAUAAUUGUGAUAGCAGUUAUGUUUUUUAUAUGUGGUUUACUUCAUUUACUUGUGAGGUAUUUAAUGAAAAGAAAAAGGUUAUUAUCUUUAUCUUCAAAUUCACAUUUUCAAUCUUCAAGAUUUCAAGAAAAUGAAGGUGAGAGUGAUGCAUAUGACAGACAAUUACAACAGCUUUUCAAUCUGCAUGAUUCUGGGUUAGAUCAAGCUUUCAUUGAUGCACUUCCUGUUUUUUCUUACAAAGAAUUAAUGGGGUUGAAAGAGCCUUUUGAUUGUGCUGUUUGUCUUUGUGAAUUUACACAACAAGACAAUUUGAGGUUAUUGCCUUUAUGUAGUCAUGCUUUUCAUAUGCAUUGUAUAGAUACAUGGUUAUUGUCAAAUUCAACUUGCCCUUUAUGUAGAGGAACACUUUUUAGUCCUGGUUUUUCGGUUGAGAAUCCUGUUUUUGGGUUUACUGGACCGAUGGAAGAAGCCGAUGAUCAAGGGCAUUUUAAUCAUUUUAAGCCGUCUGAAGGCGGGGUAAUUAGUAAUGAGAAGAGAGUGUACCCGGUUCGACUUGGUAAGUUUAGAGCAACAAAUGUUGUAAAAAGAGACGAAAAGGAAGUCGGGGAGACAAGUAAUAGUAAUUUCGAUGCAAGAAGAUGUUAUUCGAUGGGAUCUUAUGAAUAUGUUGUUGGAAAUUCGGAUUUGAAAGUUGCAUUUGUGCCUAAUAAAGGUAAUAGUAAUAGAGGAAGUUUUGGUAUUAAAGAUGUUGCUACAAGAAUUGUUGAUAAAGAUAAAGGAAAUACCUCAAGUGAUGGAUGUAGUGAUGGAAAGAAAAUUAGUAAUAGAAGUAAAGGUGAAAGCUUUUCAGUUUCCAAGAUUUGGCUUUGGUCUAAAAAAGAUGUUCAUAAAGGUCAAGUUUCUUCAGGUACACAUAUGGUUAAUUCAUCUGUUAAUGUUAGUUUACCUUUUAGAAAUACAAAUAAUCCUCAUAGUUGAACAUUCAAAAGCUGUUGUUAAUGGAGUUUUUGUUGAGUUUUUUUAUUAGUUGAGUGAAGAUUUCUGUUUA
Erigeron canadensis is the source of this 1332-nucleotide messenger RNA. Its product is annotated as RING-H2 finger protein ATL46. Bases 216 to 1262 code for a protein of 348 amino acids. NCBI's taxonomy places the organism in Eukaryota, Viridiplantae, Streptophyta, Magnoliopsida, Asterales, Asteraceae. The transcript has a single exon. The record is from RefSeq and is a predicted model, not a curated record.